AUGGCGGAGAGCACGGAAUACAUGAUCAAGCCUGACGGCACCGGCCAGCAGCUAAACUUUUCAGAUUGGCCGCUGCUGCUCAAAAACUACGACAAGCUCUUGGUGCGUACGAACCACUUUACGCCGAUUCCCCACGGCUGCUCUCCCCUGAGCCGCGACUUGCCGUCGUAUGUGAGCAGCGGUGUGAUCAACCUGGACAAGCCGUCGAACCCCUCGUCGCACGAGGUCGUCGCUUGGAUCCGCCGCAUUUUGCGUGUGGAAAAAACCGGUCACUCUGGCACGCUCGACCCGAAAGUGACGGGCUGCUUGAUUGUGUGCAUUGACCGCGCCACGCGGCUUGUGAAAUCGCAGCAGGGUGCCGGAAAAGAGUACGUCGCUGUGCUGCGCCUGCAUGAAAAGCUUCCGGACGCUGCGCAGCUUCCGCGUGUGCUCGAGACGCUUACAGGCGCGCUCUUCCAGCGCCCCCCGCUGAUUUCUGCCGUAAAGCGCCAGCUGCGUAUCCGCACGAUUUACGAAUCCAAGCUUCUCGAGUUUGACAAUGACCGCCAUCUUGCCGUGUUCUGGGUGAGCUGCGAGGCGGGCACGUAUAUCCGCACGCUCUGUGUACACCUUGGGCUGCUCCUCGGUGUUGGCGGCCACAUGCAGGAACUUCGUCGCGUCCGUAGCGGUGCGCUCAGCGAGAGCGACAGUAUUGUGACGAUGCACGAUGUGCUGGAUGCGCAGUGGCUGUACGACAACCAGCGGGACGAGUCCUAUCUGCGCCGUGUAAUCCGCCCACUCGAGACCCUCUUGGUGGGCUAUAAGCGCAUUGUCGUCAAGGACAGCGCAGUCAAUGCCGUGUGUUACGGCGCGAAACUCAUGAUUCCCGGCCUCUUGCGCUUUGAGGCCAAUAUCGAGCUGAACGAGGAGGUGGUUUUGAUCACGACCAAGGGUGAAGCGAUUGCCCUUGCGAUUGCGCAGAUGUCUACAGUGGACCUCUCUACCUGCGACCACGGCGUAGUGGCCAAAGUCAAGCGCUGCAUUAUGGAGAGGGACACGUACCCCCGCCGCUGGGGCCUUGGCCCGCGGGCGCUCGAGAAGAAGAAGCUUGUCAAGGAAGGCAAGCUCGACAAGCAUGGCCACGAAAUCGAUGGCGUGACGCCCGAAAAGUGGUCGAAAGAGUAUGUGGACUACUCGCACACCGAGGCUGCUGGCGCUGAAGUGGCGCAAGAGCCCGCUGUCGAGGCUAGCAACGAGCUACAGAAGAAGCGCAAGGCCGACGAUGCGACGGAAGAGGACACGCAAGAGACGGACGAGGAGCGCAAGUGCCGCAAGAAAGAGAAGAAGGAGGCGAAGAAGGCCAAAGAGGCGGUGGACGAGGAGAAGAAGGAGAAGAAGGAGAAGAAGGAGAAGAAGGAGAAGAAGGAGAAAAAGGAGAAAAAGAGCGAGUGA
This is a messenger RNA of Malassezia vespertilionis, 1431 nucleotides long. It is a transcript of the gene CBF5, whose product is annotated as centromere/microtubule-binding protein cbf5. Gene Ontology annotation, cellular component: box H/ACA snoRNP complex. Bases 1 to 1431 code for a protein of 476 amino acids. The transcript has a single exon. NCBI's taxonomy places the organism in Eukaryota, Fungi, Basidiomycota, Malasseziomycetes, Malasseziales, Malasseziaceae. Gene Ontology annotation, biological process: box H/ACA sno(s)RNA 3'-end processing; snRNA pseudouridine synthesis; mRNA pseudouridine synthesis. Gene Ontology annotation, molecular function: pseudouridine synthase activity; RNA binding. The record is from RefSeq and is a predicted model, not a curated record.